AUGCAGCCCCCUGGCCUCGAGGGGCUCCUGGCUGCCGGCGGCUUCGCAGGCGGUCAAGGCAGGAUCCUGCCGCCCCCACCGGCCCUCGGUUGCCCUUCGCCUCCCCCCGGGAUGAACCCCGGUUACCCGACUGAAGAAGCGGCCAAGCCGUGCCUUACGGCCCCCCCUGGCCCCGCCGCCCCGCCUGGUCCCACCGCCUCCGCUCCGUUGCCCUACGGGUACCUGGGUGGGGGUUAUUAUUCGUGCCGAGUCGCCCGCAGCGCUCUCAAAGCCGGCCCGACUCAGGGGCCGUUUCCCCCCGACAAGUACCUGGACCCCCCCACGGGCAGCGAGGACUUCCAAAGCCGUCCCGCAGAGUUGGCUUUCUACCCCGGUUACGGUGCUCCAUAUCAGCCUGUGGCCGGAUACCUGGACGUGUCGGUGGUGCCGGGGCUGGGCGGUCCAGGAGAGCCGAGGCACGAAGCGUUGCUGCCCGUGGAUGGUUACCAUCAGCCCUGGGCUCUGGGAGGCAGCUGGAGCGGUCAGAUGUGCUGCCCUAAGGAUCAAGGCCAGGCCGGCUACCUCCUGAAAUCCGCUUUUGCAGACGCCGCCGCUCCGUUGCCCCCCGACGGCUGCGCCUUUCGCCGGGGCCGCAAGAAGAGAGUCCCGUACAGCAAGGGGCAGCUGAAGGAGCUGGAGAAGGAGUACGCCAGCAGCAAAUUCAUCACCCGAGACAAAAGGAGGAAGAUCUCGGCAGCCACCAACCUUACGGAAAGACAGAUCACCAUCUGGUUCCAGAACAGGAGGGUGAAAGAGAAAAAAGUCGUCGCCAAAAUCAAAAGCAGCAGCGGUGCACAGUGA
Molecule: messenger RNA, 840 nt
Organism: Lagopus leucura (white-tailed ptarmigan)
Lineage: Eukaryota; Metazoa; Chordata; Aves; Galliformes; Phasianidae
Gene: HOXB13
Product: homeobox B13
Biological process (GO): regulation of transcription by RNA polymerase II
Molecular function (GO): DNA-binding transcription factor activity, RNA polymerase II-specific; RNA polymerase II cis-regulatory region sequence-specific DNA binding
Source: RefSeq, a predicted model, not a curated record